UAAGGUUAAAAAAUUAAAAACUUUUAACACAUAUAGUUUAAAAAAGGAGAAUUAGAUAGUGAAAGUGGAGAAAUAGAAAACAGUGUGAGAAUAAAAAACUAACGGUUUCUGUAAUGUAUUGGUUUCGUUUUUGGGAUGAGCGAUCGAAAAACAAUGAUCACUUCGAGGUUAACUUUAAGAAAUCGUGAAUACAAGCAUUUUAAACAUAUCAAAUGGAGAAACUAUGUAAUAAAUCCUCUAUUGAUUAUCAUUCCGUAAGAAAAACGUAAAAAACGGACAAAGGGAAAGGAUAAGAUAAUUAUUUUAAGUGCCAUAUAAACAAACUAAUUUUUAAACUUUUAUUAAAAAGUUUAUCAAUUCCAAUAAAAUCAAGACAAUUUUAUUUUGAUAUUAUUAAGUAGUCAUUGUACAUUUAAAAGAAAUAAGAUAUGGAUGUUGACAAUGUGUUAUUAUUGAAACCACAUAAACAUUUAAGACGAUUUGAUGGUCGGAAGUUAAUAAGAAGACGAGCAGCUUGUAGUAUUUAUAAAAAAGGAAUCAUUCUAGUGUUACUCAUUUGUAUAUUAUCAAUUUUGUACUAUUUUCAAUAUAUAUCAAAAGCAUCAUUUUCUGGCUUAAUACAUAAAAGUUCACCGCCGGAAGCCAACAUAAAAUGCAACGUAAACGGUAUUCGCAUACCGCAAAAUCACGAUCACAAAACGGAAGCCCGUUUAAGAAGCGAUCCAAAAGUUCUUGUUUUCGUUGAAACGAUUUACUCUAAAGUUGGCAGGGAAAUUGCAGAAUUAUUGGUUUACAACCGAAUAAAGUAUAAGCAAGAGGUUUUCGGCAAAAGUCUUCCGGUUUUAACAAAUCUGGACAAGGGGCGUUAUGGCGUCAUCGUAUUUGAAAAUUUCAAUGCAUAUCUUAAAAUGGACAAAUGGAAUCGUGACCUUUUGGACAAAUACUGUCGGGAAUAUAGCGUCGCUAUCAUCGGAUUUAUAAAUACCAGUGAAGAAACGUUAGUUAGCGCUGAAUUGAAGGGCUUUCCGCUCUUUGUCAAUACAAGUUUAAAAUUACAGGAUGCAGCUUUAAAUCCGGCAUCAGAAAUUUUGCGUAUAACUAGAGCCGGUGAAACCUUAUUGGGUCCGCUACCAGGUGAUGAUUGGACCGUAUUUCAAUUAAAUCACUCAACUUAUGAACCGUUAGAAUGGGCUCAUCGUCAAGAAGAAUCAAAACCAAGCAACACUUUAAAAACACCUUUAACAACGGUAGUUCAAGAUCAUGGUUUAUUCGAUAAUAUUCAAAGGGUGAUUUUCGGAUCGGGACUCCGCUUUUGGCUCCAUCGGUUGCUUUUCUUGGACUGUCUCAGUUAUUUGAGUCAUGGUCAGUUGAGUAUUUCGUUGGAACGGAAAAUUCUGGUGGAUAUUGAUGACAUUUUUGUCGGUGAAAUUGGAACGCGGUUAAAACCGGACGACGUGAGAAUGUUGAUUAAAAAACAGGACGUCAUUGAACAGAUGGUUCCAGGGUUCAAAUUCAAUUUGGGAUUUUCUGGGAAAUAUUUUCAUCAUGGCAAUCGUUUGGAGGAUCAAGGCGAUGAUUUACUUUUGGAAAAUGUUGAUAAGUUCAUGUGGUUUUCGCAUAUGUGGAAUCAUCUACAGCCGCAUUUAUAUGAUAAUUUAACGGUGCUUAUUGAGGAUAUGAUGUUGAAUAAAAAGUUUGCCAAAGAGAAGGGAAUCCCGGUUGAUUCUGGUUAUUCAGUUUCUCCUCACCAUUCCGGUGUUUAUCCAGUGCAUGAAUUGUUAUACACCGCUUGGAAAAAAGUUUGGAAUGUUCGAGUUACGUCCACGGAGGAAUAUCCGCACCUAAGACCAGCCAGAUUACGUCGUGGUUUCAUACAUCGAGAUAUAAUGGUUUUGCCACGACAAACAUGUGGGUUAUUCACACACACGAUGUUCUUGAAUUCUUAUCCAGGAGGUGAAGCCAAAUUGGACGAAUCGAUUAGGGGAGGGGAAUUAUUUCAAACGAUAGUUUAUAACCCGGUAAACAUCUUUAUGACUCAUAUGUCAAAUUAUGCGAAUGAUCGCUUGGCUUUGUACACUUUCGAAUCGGUUAUAAGAUUUUUGAGAUGUUGGACGAAUAUCGAAUUGAAAAGCGCAGCUCCAUUGCAGUUAGCGGAGACAUAUUUUAAGAACUUUCCAGAGGAAACUGAUCCAGUUUGGGGGAAUCCUUGUGAAGACGUCCGACAUCAAAAAAUUUGGUCGAAAAAUAAGUCGUGCGAAUCGCUACCAAAUUUUUUGGUCAUUGGUCCACAAAAAACGGGUACAACUGCUUUGUACACCUUCCUAUCAUUACAUCCGACUAUAAAAAGUAGUUUGCCUAGUAAAGAAACGUUCGAAGAAAUACAAUUUUUCAAUGGGAACAAUUACUACAAAGGAUUAGACUGGUACAUGAACUUCUUUCCGAUUGAGCCAAAUGUUACGUCGAUUUAUUUUGAAAAAAGCGCUACAUACUUUGAUGGAGAAAACGUUCCAAAACGCGUUCACGCUUUGUUACAAACCGCAAAAUUGGUUACGAUUUUGAUAUCGCCAGCAAAAAGAGCUUACAGUUGGUACCAACAUACAAAAGCACACGGCGAUUUAAUAGCGAAUAACUAUAGUUUUCACGACGUAAUAACGGCUGGUGAUACGGCACCGAAACCUUUACGUGAUUUGAGGAAUCGCUGUUUGGUUCCAGGGAAAUACGCUCAGCAUUUGGAACGGUGGUUGUCGUAUUUUUCAGCAUCACAAUUGUUGAUUAUCAAUGGAGAUAUGUUGAAGACGAAUCCAGUCGAAGUAAUGGACGAGAUGCAAAAAUUUUUAAAGGUUGGAACAAUUUUUAAUUACACUUCGCAUUUGAGAUUUGACUCAACGAAAGGUUUUUUCUGCCAAAUUGUAAACGGCGAUAAAACAAAAUGUUUAGGUAAGAAUAAGGGUCGCCAGUAUCCGUUAAUGGAGGAGCGAUCUGCAAAAUUUCUCCAAAGAUUUUAUCUAAGCCAUAAUACAGCUUUAGUUAAAUUAUUAAAACGUAUCGGCGUUAGAAACGUUCCUCAAUGGCUCAAAGAUGAUUUAUCAGAUACAGAAACGUAAUAGCAAUUCAUCAUUAAUUUUUAAUCAAUUUGAGAUAAAUAAAAAAUACGUAUAGUAUGCAAUACUAAAUAAAUUGAU
This is a messenger RNA of Onthophagus taurus, 3182 nucleotides long. RefSeq names its product N-deacetylase and N-sulfotransferase sfl (gene sfl). The record is from RefSeq and is a predicted model, not a curated record. NCBI's taxonomy places the organism in Eukaryota, Metazoa, Arthropoda, Insecta, Coleoptera, Scarabaeidae. Gene Ontology annotation, cellular component: Golgi apparatus. Gene Ontology annotation, molecular function: deacetylase activity; hydrolase activity; heparan sulfate N-sulfotransferase activity.